AUGCCUGCUCUCUCUCCCACCAUGACCGCCGGUAACGUCGGCACGUGGCAGAAGAAGCCUGGAGAUGCCAUCGCCCCCGGUGAUGUGUUGGUCGAGAUCGAGACAGACAAGGCACAGAUGGACUUUGAGUUCCAGGAGGAUGGUGUCCUAGCCAAGAUCUUGAAGCAGUCUGGCGAGAAGGAUGUUGCUGUCGGAAACCCGAUUGCCAUCGUUAUUGAGGAGGGCGGUGACAUUGCCGCGUUCGCCGACUUCACCCUGGCCGACGCUGGUGGCGAGUCUAAGCCGGCCCCGAAGGAGGAGAAGUCCGACGAGAAGUCCGAGGAGAAGGCCGCCCCCGCCCCCGUCGCUGAGACUGCCGAGCAGCCCAAGGAAUUCGAGGGUAAGCUCCAGACUGUUCUCGAGUUGGAUGGCGGCCGCAUUCGCGCCUCUCCUCUCGCCAAGGCACUCGCUCUCGAGAAGGGUAUCCCGCUCAAGAGCGUGAAGGGUACCGGUGAGGGUGGACGUAUCACCGAGGCCGAUGUCAAGAACUACAAGCCUUCCGGUGCAUCCAGCGCCGGCGCUGCCGCCGCUGCCCCCACCAGCACCGACAUCCCCCUCACGGCCAUGCGCAAGGUGAUCUCCCAGCGCCUCACCGAGUCCAAGAACACCAACCCCCACUACUACGUCCAGUCGUCGCUGUCGGUCAGCAAGCUACUCAAGCUCCGCCAGGCCCUCAACGCCUCCGCCAACGGUGAGUACAAGCUGUCAGUGAACGACUUCAUCAUCAAGGCCGUCGCCGCCGCGCUCCUCAAGGUCCCGCAGGUCAACUCGUCCUACCGCGAGAGCGAAGGCAUCAUCAAGCAGUUCUCGACCGCGGACAUUUCCGUCGCGGUCGCGACCCCCGUCGGCCUGAUGACGCCCAUCGUGACCAACGCGCAAGCCAAGGGUCUCGUCGCAAUCUCCAAGGACGUCAAGUCCCUGGCCGCCCUCGCGCGCGACGGUAAGCUCAAGCCAGAACAAUACCAGGGUGGAACCUUCACCAUCUCGAACAUGGGCAUGAACCCGGCCGUCGAGCGCUUCACUGCCAUCAUCAACCCGCCCCAGGCUGGUAUCCUUGCUGUCGGCGCUGUCAAGAAGGUCGCUGUCGAGGGUAAGGAUGGAGGCAUCGAGUGGGACAGCCAGAUUGUCUUCUCCGGAUCUUUCGAUCACCGGGCUGUCGAUGGUGCCGUCGGCGCCGAGUUCAUGGGCGCUCUCAAAAAGAUUGUCGAGAACCCAUUGGAGCUGUUGUUGUAA
Molecule: messenger RNA, 1272 nt
Organism: Tricharina praecox
Lineage: Eukaryota; Fungi; Ascomycota; Pezizomycetes; Pezizales; Pyronemataceae
Product: 2-oxoacid dehydrogenases acyltransferase-domain-containing protein
Exons: 3
Coding region: 1-1272 (423 amino acids)
Biological process (GO): pyruvate decarboxylation to acetyl-CoA
Cellular component (GO): pyruvate dehydrogenase complex
Molecular function (GO): dihydrolipoyllysine-residue acetyltransferase activity
Source: RefSeq, a predicted model, not a curated record